Molecule: messenger RNA, 1179 nt
Organism: Megalops cyprinoides (Indo-Pacific tarpon)
Lineage: Eukaryota; Metazoa; Chordata; Actinopteri; Elopiformes; Megalopidae
Gene: bbs5
Product: Bardet-Biedl syndrome 5
Exons: 12
Coding region: 98-1132 (344 amino acids)
Biological process (GO): intracellular transport; cilium assembly
Cellular component (GO): ciliary basal body; BBSome
Molecular function (GO): phosphatidylinositol-3-phosphate binding
Source: RefSeq, a predicted model, not a curated record
UGUUGCCAGGGUGAAUUAAAGCCGCGUCGGGGCUUAAGAAAAUUCUCAGGUAGAAGUCCUCCAUCACUCCACAUAUAAGCAAUAUUUAAAACAUACGAUGACCAUGGCAUCAGUAUUGGAUGCUCUGUGGGAGGACAGAGAUGUUAGAUUCGACAUCACUCCACAGCAAAUGAAGACGAGACCCGGUGAGGUGCUGAUUGACUGCCUGGAUUCCAUUGAAGAUACCAAAGGAAACAACGGGGACAGAGGGAGGCUCCUGGUGACCAAUUUAAGAAUCAUCUGGCACUCGCUGGCACUACCCCGAGUCAAUCUUUCUGUGGGAUACAAUUCGAUCAUCAACAUCACAACAAGGACUGCAAACUCUAAACUGAGGGGGCAGACUGAGGCAUUGUACAUUUUGACCAAAUGCCUCAAUACCAGAUUUGAAUUCAUAUUCACCAAUGUGGUUCCCGGAAGCCCAAGACUGUUCACAUCCGUCAUCGCAGUCCACAGAGCGUAUGAAACCUCCAAAAUGUACCGUGACCUGAAAUUAAGAGCGGCUCUUAUUCACAACAAGCAGCUGAGACUCUUACCACAAGAGCAAGUGUAUGACAAAAUUAAUGGAGUGUGGAAUCUGUCCAGUGACCAGGGUAACCUAGGAACAUUCUUUAUCACCAAUGUGCGAAUCGUGUGGCAUGCCAACAUGAACGAGAGCUUCAAUGUCAGCAUACCUUACCUCCAGAUUCGCUCCAUCAGAAUAAGAGACUCAAAGUUUGGUCUGGCACUGGUGAUAGAAAGUUCUCAGCAGACAGGAGGAUAUGUGCUUGGCUUCAAGAUUGACCCUAUGGAGAAACUGCAGGAUGCAGUGAAAGAGAUUAACUCACUGCACAAAGUCUACUCUGCAAGUCCCAUCUUUGGAGUGGACUACGAGAUGGAGGAGAAGCCCCAGCCACUGGAGGAGCUGACGGUGGAGCAGCCCCCUGACGAUGUGGAGAUCGAGCCUGACGAGCAGACCGAUGCUUUCACAGCAUACUUUGCAGAUGGAAACAAGCAACAAGACCGGGAGCCAGUGUACUCUGAGGAGCUUGGUUUAGCUAUCGAAAAACUAAAAGACGGCUUUACUCUUCAAGGGCUUUGGGAAGUUAUGGCUUAAGAAAUAUCCGACUUGCUGUUGUCACAAGGGUUUUCUGACGUCUGAAU